Messenger RNA from Glycine soja, 1821 nucleotides. Its product is annotated as probable inactive serine/threonine-protein kinase bub1. Gene Ontology annotation, molecular function: protein kinase activity. Gene Ontology annotation, biological process: meiotic sister chromatid cohesion, centromeric; mitotic spindle assembly checkpoint signaling. The record is from RefSeq and is a predicted model, not a curated record. The transcript has 5 exons. NCBI's taxonomy places the organism in Eukaryota, Viridiplantae, Streptophyta, Magnoliopsida, Fabales, Fabaceae. The coding region runs from base 146 to 1714 and encodes 522 amino acids.
AAGUGGGCCAGCCCAUUACCCAACCCAAAAAAAAGUGAAAUAAAAUUGAAUCUCGAUAUAACGAGCAUCUCGUAGCCGCGCCCAGACUAAAAUUCAAAUCAGGACCACCGCGACGACAACCGUUUCCGCCACCGCAGAUUCCGAAAUGGCGAACGUGGAUGAACUUUUAUCUUCCUUAAUCUCAGACGUCCAUGCCUACACCGGCAAAGACCCUCUUCUUCCAUGGCUUCGCGCGAUCCGAAAGGUGAAGGACACUCUUCCUCCCAAAACCCUAAAGGAAAAGUUACCCGCGUUCCUGCAGAAAUGCGCACACACCUUCGAGCUCGAUCGGCGUUACAGAAACGACAUGCGCUAUCUUCGGGUUUGGCUCCACCUGAUGGAUUUUGUGGAUGAUCCAAAAACACUUUUGAGAACGAUGGAGACUAAUCACAUUGGGACAAAACGUUGUGAAUUCUACCAAGCGUAUGCUCUUUACUACGAGAAGAGCAAGAAGAGCGAUGAGGCAGAGAAAAUGUACCAUCUGGGAGUGAAGAACCUUGCAGAGCCUCUAGAUAAAUUGCAGAAAUCAUAUGAACAAUUUCUUCAACGGAUGGAGCGAAAAAAUAAUAAGAGAAUCCAGCAUCAGGAAGCAAAAGCUUCCAGGAGGCCUCUGUCUUUAAAGAGCUUCCCUUCUCUUGACAACAAAACUGAGGGAAGCAAAAGCAAUGGAGUAGACUGUGUUGAGGGUGUGCAAAAGGGACCCCGAAUUGAUAAUUAUGCAGCUAAAGGUGUGGCUGAUGAUAAAAACAUAAAGACUAAGAAGGAUGAGCGCAAGAGAUUUUGUGGUGAUGAUACAGUUGUAGUCAAGUUUGUUGACACUGCCAUGGUUGGAAAGUCUGAAGCAGAAGAUGCAUGCCAUCAUGGAUUAGUGGAUCCUACAAUAAAUAUGAAGGAGGCCAUGAAUGCCAUUAACAACAUGUUCCGGGAGCCAUUGGAGACUGUUCCAUUAGGCAAGAAAUCACAUAAAAACCAUUCAAAAGAAGAUCGUAGUACAAAGAACGAGUUUGAGGUUUUGGUUGAUGAAAACUUGGACAAUGGAAUCAAACCAUCCGGUUCCUUGUCACUUCGGAACAGGACUGAAGCUAGCCAACCUCACCAAGAACCGCUCCAGAUAUACAUUGAUGAUGAAGAGACUUCUGAGACCAGUGAUGUGAAUUUGUUUGAAGGUGGUUGUACUUCAUCGGCUUCACAACCAAAUGGCUUUGUUUUUCUACGCUCCAAGGAUAUUCCUUCUAAAAAAUCUAGUGAUAUGGAUGCUGAUAGCGAUCGUAAUUCAAAGUUCAGAGAGGAUACAGUCGUUUGCAGAUUUGUUGGUUCCGCCAUUUUGGAUGAACCAGAGGUGGAAAAUGUUUGCCACCACGGUUUAGUAGACCCCACCAUCAACUUGAAAGAAGCUAUGGAUGACAUAAAUAACAUGUUUGGGAAGCCAAUAGAUUUUGUUAGGAGAAGAACCACCACCAAGCAGGAGAAGGCCCACCAGAGCAUUAGGGGAAAUGACAUUGGUGGGUUUUCAAUCCUUGCUGAUGAUGAGCUCCAGGAACAAGAAGUUCCACCUCCACCACCACCAAAAUUGCUAGGAAAGUCCAAGGAAUCUGAUUUGUUUGAGCCAACUAUCCUCACAAAGGAAGCCAUAGAUGAUAUAAACAAGAUGUUUAACAUGCCUCUGGAUUUUUAGGAAUAAGGUGAUUGCUGAGUGCCUAUUCUGAUUUCUGAUAUGUAAGCAGAAUUUGAUUUUAUGUGAGGUAUUCGAAUGAAAGGUUUCGGUUGUCCUUUUUCUACUGA